UAGGAUUCCGUCAAGUAUUAGCAUAUAUUAGUAUAGUUUAUAACAUCUAUUAUAAUUACAGCGCUAAAAGUAUCGUAUAUAAUGACAUUAUCUCCUAAAAAAUACGUUUCGAAUUUCACAACUUGCACGGUGCAAAGGGGAGUUGAGGCUAAAGAUAUUGAAUUAGGAGCAACAAAUCUUGAGCUGGACAUGUCGAACUCGACGCACUUCCCCGCGGAGAGCAGCGCCGGGUCGGCGGCGUGCGGGGCGGGGGCUGCGGGGAGUGCGGCCGUCGCAGGCGACGAGACCGGCUCCUACCUUCAGGUGGUCGUGGAAAAGCACCGUCGCAAGCGGUCGCCGGUUCGCACCGCCGCCGCUGCGCAGACCUCGCCGCGUCUUCCUACCGCCUCCAGCCCCCUUGCGCACAACCAGUGCGGACAGGGUCAAGUGGGCGGCGGCUCACGCGGCGUGUACGUGUUGCCGCACUCAGUGUUGCUGGCGUGCCCCUCCGGCUCGCCCAUGUGCCCCGCACUGCAAGCGCAUACAUAUUACGCGCGCGGGGCAGCCGGCGGGCCCGCGCUUACGGACGCGGCCACGGCCGUGCGCAGCUACGCAACGCCGGACCAACGUGAACAGUGCGCCGGCGACGCAGCCUAUGUGCCAUCCAACCAAUUACAGAAAGAAAAUAAGACGUGGAGGAUAUUUAGAGACAUUGGCACGGACAAACUAUGUGAAAACGAGCCGGACCGGGUGGAGGUUUACUACUUCGAGCACGGGACGAGUGAGUUCCUGGCGACGUGUUCGGGCGGGCGGCCCACCGCCGUGGAGCGCGUGGCGGGGCGCGGCGCGCGGCUGGCGGGCGCGCUGCUGGGCGAGCUGCUGGCCGCGCCGCAGCUGCUGCUGGCCGCGCCCGUGGCGCUGCUGCUGCACGUGCAGCGCUGCGGGCUCGUGGCGCUGCGCGGCGCGGCCACGGGGCUGCUGCAGACGACGUCGGACUACGCGCUCAAGCCGGCGCUGGCGCUGACGUUCAACGCGCUCCUGCAGCCGCUGCUGGUGUUCUGCGCCAACGUGGGGCGCGGCGUGCGCGAGGCGCUGCGGCCGCUGGCGGCUGCGCUGGGCGACCUGCUGGAGCCGGCCGCGCGCCUGCUGGCCAGCGCGCGCCUGGUGGACGUGCGCCUCGCCUGUCCGCUGCACGCCGCGCACGCGCAUCACGCGCAAGUCUAACGCCACACUACUAUCCCAUUAUUAGCAAAGAUGUUGAUGAUGGCCAAUUUGCUAUAAGUUUACUUCGUUUCUACAAACAUUGAUAUAAUUUUAUAACUAAAAAAAAAUGUAAUUAAAUGUAUUUAAUUUCAAUGUAGGUUCUUAAAAAACUUCCUCACCAAAAUGAAAGGUAUUUGCCCAGUAGUCAUGUUUUCGAGCUUAAAGAAACGACACAGUACUCUUAUAUUCUCAGCUGUUACAUUGGUGUGGUACGUGGUGGCACGUGGUAGCUACACGCGAAUUACUCUAGGAAUACUAAGGUUCUCGAUAUUGUUAUCCAUGUUUUGUAGAAAUGUGUCGCAUUUACAUGUUUGUAAAAAUCUAAUAAAAUAGCAAAAUUUACGUAUUCUGCUUUACUCUUUUCCCCUAUAUAUGUUUAAAAAAUUCAUUUCAAAUAGUAUAAUGUAUGUAUGUAUAUUGAUCCUGGCCGGUUUCCGCCACAGCGACUUGGAUCUGCGCUUAAUUUUGAGAGCUUCGCUAGUGUUCUCUUCAGUGACUGACAAACCCAAUCUUAGCAGUGAAUUACCUUUCAAAUAGUAUUCGGUGUGCAAAUCUGUGGAUAAUAAGUAUAAUUAGUCCCUCUGAUCCCAAACUAAGCACAAUCUUCACAACUGAUUUGUCAUAUUGUCAUGAUUUUUUAAUAUAUUUCUAUAAUUUUAAUUGAACUAAUAAUAUGUAUUACAACUUUAACUUCUAAAUACGUCUUUUUUAAGAAAAUAACUUUUAUUGGUAUGUUUAUCGAUAUCCUGCUGCCGCGCGCGCGCCUUUUUUUUGGUUGGACAGCACUUGGCGUUGCGGGAAGCUAGUACUUGCCGGCGCGGGAAAACUUGGUUAAUUUAAAAAACGUUAAAGAGACGGAUGGUUAUAGAGGAAGUAGGUAAUAUUUUCUAUGAAUUUAUAAGUAAUACAUAUGUAUAAAAGGAUUUACUAAUAUAUGAAAAACUAAAUUGGA
Molecule: messenger RNA, 2194 nt
Organism: Trichoplusia ni (cabbage looper)
Lineage: Eukaryota; Metazoa; Arthropoda; Insecta; Lepidoptera; Noctuidae
Exons: 7
Coding region: 82-1203 (373 amino acids)
Source: RefSeq, a predicted model, not a curated record